Messenger RNA from Guillardia theta CCMP2712, 2276 nucleotides. RefSeq lists its product as hypothetical. Gene Ontology annotation, cellular component: plasma membrane. The record is from RefSeq and is a predicted model, not a curated record. Gene Ontology annotation, molecular function: pentosyltransferase activity. The coding region runs from base 36 to 2198 and encodes 720 amino acids. The transcript has 11 exons. Lineage: Eukaryota; Cryptophyceae; Pyrenomonadales; Geminigeraceae.
AGAAUGUGACCUGAGGAAUCAAAGUCUGCCUCUCCAUGCCGUCUGUUCCCUCAGCCGCCGCCAUGGCCUCCUGGUCAGCUGCGCUCCUCCUCGCUGCUCUGUACUACUGGCUCGCCCUCUCUGCCUCGGUUCACAACGCUGCCACAUUCGACGAGAUCGCGCACAUUGCCGGUGGGAUGAGCAUGGUGACAUACCGAGACUUCCGUCUCAACCCCGAGAACGGCGCCCUGCCACAGAUGGUGGCUGGGGUAGCCAUGGCGGCAGGAGGUGUGCGCAUGGCUGAAGUGUCGGACCCGAGUGUGUACACGGGGCAAGCAUGGCUGCACAGCGACGGGUGGGAGAUCGGGUACCAGACCCUCUACCAUGCAGGCAACGAGCCCUCUCGCGUCCUCCUCUACGGACGUGCAGGCGUCGCUCUGUUCUCGUUCGGUACGGUCUUGCUCGCGCACGCGGCAGCCUGGCAGGUGUACGAGGGAGACGCUGCUUGUGCUCUCCUCUCAACCCUCCUGACUGCUUUCUGCCCGACCCUCCUGGCGCAUGGAGCCCUCGUGACCUCUGACGGAGCCUUCACCUUCACCGCCCUCCUCGCCUCCCUCAGCGUCUCCCGCAUGCUCGACUGCAUCGCUCCUGGUGCCGCCGACAAGCAAGCAGGAGAGGCCUCGGCGUGGCGAUCGCUCGCAUGGGCUCUCGUCGCAGGAUGCAGCGUGGGGUCUGUCAUUGUCGCGAAGCACAGCGGGGUGAUCAUGGCUCCCAUCGCCCUUCUCCUCCUCCUUCUCAAGCUCCCGGCCUUGUGCAGCAGAAAGAUCCUCAGUCGCCUCCUCCUCCUCCUCCUCGCUGUAGCCGUCGCAGUCGCCUGCUCCUUUCUUGCUGUCUGGGGCUGCUAUGGCUUCCGCUUUUCCGCCUUCAAUCACCUCGAGUGUCGGCAGUGGAAGAGCAACUGGGACGCAGGUCUCGGCAGUCAGCACGGCAAGCUGGAAGGAAUUCCGCAACUGCUGGUCCAGCUCGCGAAGAAGCACAAGCUCCUUCCUGAAGCUCUGCUAUACGGCAUGAGCUACGCGUUCCUCAGGCAAGCCACCAACGCUCGAGCUUGCUUCCUCGCAGGGGAGCAUGGCACAGCGGGCUGGCGCUUCUUCUUUCCGUACGCCAUGCUCGUCAAGACUCCCAGUGGAGUCUUCCUCCUCCUCUCCCUCGCCGUCUGCAUGCUCAUCCUGUCGUCGCCAGGAGGAGACCUCCGUCGGUUCCUGCGGCGCAUGACCCCACUUCUCGUUCUGAUCUUCAUCUACUCCCUCGUCGCCGUCAACCAGAACCUCAACAUCGGGCACAGGCACAUGCUCCCUGUGUACCCUCCCCUCUACAUCCUUUGCGGCCUCUGCGGUAAGUUGCUUCGAGGAUGGGACUCCGCCUCGGCUCCUCGCUCGCUCCUCCUCCUCCUCCUCCUCUCCAUCGUAGCUGCGACCAUGGCGGUAUCAGCAGAGGUCCUAAGCUCCUUCCCCUACUUCAUCCCCUUCUUCAACCGCCUCGCUGGAGGUCCCCAGCUGGGGUUCGGCCACCUCGUCGACAGCUCCCUUGACUGGGGGCAGGGUCUCCCAGCUCUCAAGACUUUCAUGACGGAGGAGACGGAAAGGAUCCGCUCGAACGCAACAAGCGAACAAAGACCAGUCUUCUACGUCUCCUACUUCGGUCUUGGAAACCCCCCGAGCCAUGGCAUCAGCAGCAACUCAAACUUCUCUGUCUAUCACUUGCAUAGUUCGGUCUCGGGGGUGUCACGGCCAAGGCACAUACAGGAGGUCAAUGUCCUUCUCUUCCCCGGCUACUUCUGCAUUGGCGCCAGCAUGCUCCAGCCCGUCUACAACAGUCACGCGCCUGGCAACUGGAACGCGCACUACGAGCUCGUCUACAGGAGGCAGGCGAGGUUUCUCAUCCGGCUGCUCACCGUCUCGGAGCAUCUUCGGACGCAGCUCGUGACGGGGCAGGUUCAGGUCCUCCACGACAUGCCUAAGAUGCUCUCCUGGAUCGACGGAUUUCGGCUCGCUAGGUUGUGCUCCUUCUUCCGAGAGAUGAAGCCGCAUGCCCAGCCAUCCUAUGCCUUCAACGUGUACAAGAUCGACGCCAAGACUCUCACCCGAUUCCUCUUCGGACCUGCACCUCCUCAAACCGUGGACAACGACAUGACAUUCCUGCGCCUCCGCCUCGCCUGACGAGAUUUAACGGCUGCAAGCGCAUCGAGUGUUUAAUCUCAGAGACUGAAAGCCGAAGAGACAAGAGAGGAAAACUCG